Dentiscutata heterogama is the source of this 993-nucleotide messenger RNA. Lineage: Eukaryota; Fungi; Glomeromycota; Glomeromycetes; Diversisporales; Gigasporaceae. The record is from the annotation of a GenBank genome assembly.
AUGAAUAAAGAUAAAAUAUAUAAAACUUGCUGUUUAUUUUGGUGUGAAAUUGAUAGAGACAGUCCCAAAGAAAAAGAAUCUCUACGUUUCAGAAGAUUUAGAAUGUUUUGUCUCUUCAUUGUGUAUUGCUUAAUUAUAGCUUACAUUAUUAACUACCUCCUUAGUUUUUCUGGUCCUUCAACACUACAAAUGUCAAGAUCAAUUGCUGAUGUACCUGUUCCUCUUGAUUCAAUUGAUACAUCUGAUACAUCUGUUACAUCUGAUUGUAGUCAAAAUAUCCAAAAUUACACAGAUUACUUCGUUUAUCUUAGCAAUACUUCAUUUUCGAGUUUAUCGACUGUUGGGUUUGAAAUUUACACAGUUGAUUUAAGUAACUCUUCUUAUCCAAUCGUAAUUCUACUUGAUUCAGCGACAUAUACGCAAUUUGGUGAUUAUUUUACUGGUGGUAGCAUAAGUACAAAAGGCUCAAAGACCACAAGUAAUAUUCAAGACAAACUUUCUUCAAUAGUAUUUGAAAAUUUUUACACACUUUCGCCAUUUCAAUAUAAUUAUAUAUUUUUAGAGCGCAUUCUAUAUUCAGAUCUCGACACUUCUUUAGAUAAAGCUAGGUUUACUAAAGUUGUCAGUAAAUCUUCCAAACAUAGAGUUAAAUAUUUUGGAUUGUCAACUAAGAUAUUUUCGCUUGGACAAUAUAGUAAUGCUGAUUUUCCGAAUGUAACUAUACCAUAUACUACCUUACAAAUUUCUAAUAUGUCAUCAAUUUUGACUACUUAUACGCAAGUAAACAAAGUGAGCUCGACCACUGUUAUUGGCUUCCUAACUGGACUUGGUGGUGCAACUGCUUUCCUUUUGGUUAUAUAUAAAUUCCUUUUCGGCGGCUACAAGCCACCGGGCUUAUUAAAACCAUUCUUACCUGAAGAAUGGACUACAAUGUCUGCGGCUUCGGAUGAAGAGGCUCCGAAUACAAAGACUACGACAGAUAGCAAAGGAUAG